Sardina pilchardus (European sardine) is the source of this 6744-nucleotide messenger RNA. RefSeq names its product tumor protein p53 binding protein, 2a (gene tp53bp2a). Gene Ontology annotation, biological process: signal transduction; regulation of apoptotic process. NCBI's taxonomy places the organism in Eukaryota, Metazoa, Chordata, Actinopteri, Clupeiformes, Clupeidae. Gene Ontology annotation, molecular function: p53 binding. The coding region runs from base 556 to 3948 and encodes 1130 amino acids. The record is from RefSeq and is a predicted model, not a curated record. The transcript has 19 exons. Gene Ontology annotation, cellular component: nucleus.
GUUCUUGAAACGCAUCGAAACUCAAACGUCGUUGUUGUUGGAUUUGCGUUGACCAUUUAUGAUUUAGCGAAUGUUAUAUUACUAUUUGUCCUAAUUCCUUUGUGGAUCAGCACCCACACCUUGAAAUGAGACUGCGUAGUUUUCGAUCAAGAUAGUUGUUGAAAGCUGACAAAACUUGGAACGUCACUGAGAUGCUUAGCUGAUAGCUAACUAAGCUGUACGUCGCUAGCAAGAGAAAACUUUUCUGGCAACAGUCUCAAAUUUAAUCGCAACAGGUCAAUCUCCCGAAAAGAAUUGGGUUUAUUUUUCAAGUUGCGCAUCCAUUGGAUCUUUUUGUAACACCCAACGUUGACUCAGACAGCGAAUAUUUCGUUAAAGUUAAUGCAACGCUUAAUAAUUCAGCAACGUUAACUCUCCUUCGAAGAGUUAUAAAGUCUCCCAUGAACGAAUGCAGUUUCUCCUGGAUUACAGGAAUUCUACGACGCUUUCCUGGGAGCCACCAUUAGCUUCUUACUUUAAAAGGUUAACGUGAAUAAUUGAUUUAUCGACGCCAAUAUGAUGCCGAUGUUUUUGACUGUUUACCUCAGCAACAAUGACCAGCAUUUCACAGAGGUACCCAUCACUCCUGACACAGUGUGCCGUGAUGUGGUGGAGCUGUGCAAAGAGCCUGGAGAAAUAGAUUGUCACCUUGCGGAGAUGUGGCGUGGAUCAGAGCGUCCAGUGGGUGAUGGGGAGAGGAUGCUGGAUCUGCUGCAGGGCUGGGGACAACAGAGAGCUGAAGUGCGCUUCCUCUUACGCCAUAACAGAGCAUCAAACCAUGAGUCAGGUAGUUCCAGAGGCACAGAGUACAAGAAGAAUGGGUUGAAGGGGCCAGUGGAUAGAAGGAUGGAGAAUGGGGUAUCUGCUCCAUGCAUGGACAUGACCCUUGCAGAGCUGCAAGAGAUGGCAGCCAGACAACAGCAGCAGAUUGAUGCUCAACAGCAACUCCUGGCCUCAAAGGAGCAACGCUUGCGCUUUCUCAAACAGCAGGAUCAGAGGAAGCAGCAGCAGGUCUUUGAACAGGAGAAGCUGCAGAGAUUGCGGGAGAAUGUAGAGAAGCAGGAGAUUCGGCUGAAGAAAGUUCGGGCCCUCAAAGGCCAGGUGGAGCAGAAACGCCUCAGUAAUGGAAAGUUGGUGGAGGAGAUUGAACAGAUGAACAGCCUGUUCCAGCAAAAGCAGCGUGAGCUGGUUGUAGCGGUGUCUAAGGUAGAGGAGUUGAGCCGACAGCUAGAGAUACUGAAGAAUGGCAAAAUGGACCCCUUGAACAACAACCAGAGCUCUGUGGCUGAACUGGACUCCCUCUACAAAGAAUUGCAGUUAAGGAACAAGCUGAACCAAGAGCAGAAUGCUAAGCUUCAGCAACAACGGGACAACCUGAACAAACGUAACCAGGAGGUGGCAACCAUGGACAAGCGUGUGAAUGAGCUCCGAGAGCGCCUCUGGAAGAAGAAGGCGGCUCUACAACAGAGGGAAAACCUACCUAAUGGCUUUCCUGUUAAAGAGAAGGCUUCUAAAGACUCUCAUCCUAAGGUGUCAUCUGACAUCCAUAUCCAGCAGCAGACAGGUGGGUCCCGUGUGGCAGCAGUGGGACCUUACAUCCAGUCCUCCACUAUGCCCCGUGGACAACUGAGGAAUGAGCAGCUAGUGAAGCCUCCUGUCCCAGAUGGCACUUCAACCUUGCCAGCACAAGAGAGAACCACUCCAGAGCUUAAGUCCAGCACAGGUGUCCAUCCACCAAAGGUGGCCAGUCUGUCGGACCAGAGCAUUUCUACUACAAGGACAGAUUCUACUGUGAGCCAUGGCUUGUCUUCCACCCUUCCCAGGACAAAUACCCACACCCCAGAAGAACAAGCAGAGGUUGACACUGAGGUACUAAAGCGAGGAGGACAGGACAGGAAAGUGCGUCCUUUCUCAAUGUUUGAAUCCAGUGAGCUGCCUGCCACAGAGUUGCCUCCUACCGCCCUCCGAAAGAACCAAAGCAGUGAGGAUCUAGUCAGGGAUGCCCAGAGUGCUGGAAAGGUUGUAAAGAUUCCACCACCAGUGCCCAACAAACCCAGACAGGUCAACCUUCCUCCAGGCACUCAGAUACCAUAUGGCAAGCAGGCCUUUCACACCAGUACUUUCCCAGGCAAAGUCAAAGGUCCCAUCCAGUUACAAACUUCUGGCUCACAAAGUCGCUUGCCUCUCCCCUCAAGUCAGAGCAACACUCUCCCUCUGCCCUCGAAGCAGGAAGCUCCACCAGCGGCCACAGUUCGUCCCUUCACCCCGGAGCUCGGUGGGACAAAAGAUGCAAAUGGACUUCAAAAGCCACAAUCUGGUGCUGCAAGCUACAUCUAUAAGAUGUAUUUAGGUGAAGUUUCCCAGCAGGGUGUACAGGGAGCAUUAUCAAGAUCCCAGAACCGUAAUCAUUUUGUCAGUGUGUAUGGGAAACCAGUCAUCUCUGGAGGGUCCCAGGUAUCUCAGAACCAGCACCCAGAAAAUCCUUACAUGGAACGACCUAGUGGCAGCAGCAACACCCCAGACUCUGAAGUAGACCAAGGCACUUUGGGUCCUGGGAUGCCUGAGAACCAGGAGACUGAGCGCAUUCCACGGCCCCUCAGCCCCACUAAGUUGCUGCCCUUCAUCUCCAACCCCUACCGGCACCAAAGUGAUGUGGACCUGGAGGCUCUGCGCAAGAAGCUGUAUAAUGCACCACGUCCCCUUAAGAAGCGUAGCUCCAUUACUGAGCCUGAGGGUCCAGCGGGACCCAACAUUCAGAAACUGCUUUACCAGAAAACCACACUGGCUGCAAUGGAAACCACUGUCUCUGAGCCAGUUUACCAGCCAAGUGUCGUUGAAGAGAACAAGGAAAGUUCAAACAUUCUUCCAGCAUCUGUGAUUGAGAUCGCUCCUUUAGAUGACGUUGUGAAUGUGGCUCCUCUGGAGACCCUGCUUGAGCCACCAACUGUAUCCCCCGCCGUCUCUAAGACUGAAGGGGAUGAUUUUGUACCACCACCACCACCUCACCCUGCACCACGUCCAGAGGAUUCUCUCCUGUCCACACAAGUAGCUCAGGAGCAACCAAUGAACCUGCCCACUCCACCUCCUGAGACCAUCCUGGAGGAGUUUCCCCCAUACCCACCCCCUCCCUACCCUAGUAGUGGAGCAGGACCAGAACAGGAAAGCCUUGGGGAGGACACGUUCAACAUGGAGCCGCCUGAGGUCACAGGCCAGGUCACCCUGCCUCCAGGUAAGAGAACAAACUUGCGGAAAUCUGGAUCAGAACGCAUUGACCACAACAUGAGGGUUAAGUUCAACCCACUAGCACUUCUGCUGGAUUCCUCCCUAGAAGGAGAGUUUGACUUAGUCCAGAGGAUCAUCUUUGAGGUUGAGGAUCCCAGUCAGCCCAAUGAUGAAGGGAUUACGGCCCUGCAUAAUGCUGUGUGCGCUGGGCAUACUGAGAUAGUCAAGUUCUUGGUGCAGUUUGGUGUUAAUGUCAAUGCAGCUGACAGUGAUGGCUGGACACCCCUACAUUGUGCAGCCUCCUGUAAUAAUGUCCAAGUCUGCAAAUUUUUAGUGGAGUCUGGGGCUGCUGUAUUUGCCAUGACUUACAGUGACAUGCAAACAGCAGCAGACAAGUGUGAAGAGAUGGAAGAUGGUUAUACACAGUGCUCCCAGUUUCUCUAUGGUGUUCAGGAAAAGAUGGGCAUCAUGAACAGAGGUGUAGUCUACGGCCUGUGGGACUACGAAAGGGAGAGCAGUGAUGAGCUUUAUUUCCAGGAGGGUGACUGCAUGACUAUUGUGCGGCGUGAGGAUGAGGAUGAGGUGGAGUGGUGGUGGGCACGUAUAGGCAACGCGGAGGGAUACAUACCUCGCAACCUCUUGGGGUUAUAUCCCAGAAUAAAGCCACGACAGAGAAGUCUGGCAUAAAAGAAGAGGAUACUUGUGGAGCAGAUCAAGUUGAGGAUAACAUCAAACCACUGAAGAAUCACGGGGUGCUCAUCUAUGAAUUGACAUGGAGCUCACUAGAAGGGUAGCUCGGUCAAAAUAUGAUGAUACCAAAAUAUAUGAAGGAUUUCUUUGAGAGGAAAAAAUAUCAAGAUUUUAUAAUCAGUAACUCUUUGGGCUCAUCCAAAGCAUUUUUACAGAUGACAAAUGUGAAAUUUAUGUUGUGCAUGUGUUUCUUAAUCUAAGCUUUUAAUAGAGGGAGAUCCAUACCUAUAUUAAAUGUCAUGACAUACAAGGAUCUGUAGAAAAGGGAAACUGAGAUUUCAAGUUUAGAGUUAGAACGGCAUCUGCACAACUGCCUCUACAAUUAGGGUGACCAGACGUCCUGGUUUUCCUGGGACAGUCCCGAUUUUGAGUGGCGUGUCCCGAGUCCCGACAAAAGCCUGUCCCGGUUUUCACCAACAACUAUUGAAGUGUGGUUUUAAUAGGCUAUAGCCCGAUCACUACCUAAACCCAUGUAGAAACUAGCAUAAAGCGUCCGACGUAUGAUAUGAUUUGUGUGUGUGUGUUUGUGUGUUUGUGUGUGUGUGUGAUCGUGUGCCUGUCGAUCGCAACAGUCUGCACAAUCUUUGCAGUCAAUGUUACAUUGUUUCAUUGCCUCGUUUUAAUGGCUAGCAGGUUACGCUACGACAAUGCUGAAGAGAAAGUAAUCAUUCUCAAUAACCUAGUCCGUGAGCCAGAGGGGUUGGUCGUUACCAAAAAGGUGGCAAACCAUACCUUUUCUGAAAGCCUUGAAUCUCAGCUUUUCAAUGAUGUAUAAUGGCCAUCUGACAAGAGUUGUUUAGAGUUAUCACACAUAAUGUAAACUAAGGUUGAGAAAAUAAUAUGGCUGAGUUUCGUUUUCAAAAAAUGUUUUCAUGCUUAGAUCUGGAUAAUAGGUGAGGAAUGUUUAGGAAUCAGACAGUGCAGGCCCUAAUCUCUGACUGAAAGUGCACAGAAUUUGUGCAUUUACACAGCAAUAUUUAAGAAAUUUUCUCGGGGGUGACACCCCCGAACCCCCACUACCAUUUGGGCUUAAGGACGGCAACGAAAAAAAAAAAAGUUUCACCCGCAUGUUGACGUUACAUUUGGUCACGCACAAAGUGUCCCGGUUUUAGAUCAGAGAAAUCUGGUCACCCUAUCUACAAUGUAACCCAAGGGGCAACUGUGCACAUCACAGCACAUAGGGCUGGUGUCCCCUGGGGACCAAAAGCUUCUACCAAGUUUCAAGCUGUUGAAAUAGUCUCAUGUUUGUCAAGUCCUUAACCUCUAUGUAAUGACAUCUAAUACCCAAGUGAAUUUUGGUGCAAUAUCUGCCUUAUGUUGUGAAAAAGGAAAUCUGUGCAUAGUAUGUUUCUGUGAGCACUUCACCUAGUGUCAUUGUAAUAGAGGACCAUUUUUUUUUCUCAUUUUGCCAUUAUUUGCUUAUUCUGUGGAUUUGUUCAGAAAUCACUGGGGUCAAAGACUGCAUUCACAUGCAUGCCAUAUUCUGGUUUUAGUCUAAAUAAUAUUCCAGUUAAGUUAUGUAAUCACCUCAACCCAAUUGCCUUAACUUGAUUGAUUAUAUUCCCAUUGCUAAAAACACGGAUAAGACCCCUGGCAUACCCCUAUGUUAUUGGGGCAUGUAAACACAUUAGUUGGAAAAUUACCCUACUAAUAAUCUUAAUAACCAUUAAUUUACAUUUGCACUAGCCUGACAUGGCCCUCCGUAAGCUUCCGCUCAAUUUUCAUUUCCCUUUACCAUUACGUCUGGGUCUGAUCCCAUUGAACUCGAUUUCUCUUCCACCGGACCAAUCAGCGAACGUAAAUUUAGGCUAUGAAAUUAGCCUAUUCUAUCUGCAACUCGCGAAAAGUUCAAAUUGCCUGAUUCUGGACUUCGAUGCAAUUGGAUAACUACGACCAAAACAGAAAGUUGUAGCGCUGUCGUCAUCAGUUCAGCUCGCCUUUGUCCCGCCUACGCCGAGUUGAUUGCUAUUGGUGCAAACCGAAAUUUGCAUCAUUGCUUGUGGCCAGAGUAUCUUGCAGACACAAUUCAAAUUGUGCUCUUGCGAGAACUCUGGAUUUCCAGGGUAGUGAAAAAGGGUACGAGAAACUCCAUGCAGGUUUUGUACAAAUUCUGAAUAUAAAAAUCAGCCUUAAUUGGAAUAUGGUGUGCAUGUAGACACAGUCAUGGUUUUUACUAUAUGCAUGGAUCCCUUCUGUGUUAUUGUAUGUUGUAUAUUAGAAUUGAUAUUGGGAUAAAAAUAGAAAAAUCAAUAUAUUAGAUAAUGUUGAUCAAAUUGAUUACUGUUUAACAUUUGAUCGCCUUUGCAUCGGUCACCACCCUUUUUAUAUCUGUAUGUGCACAUUGGUAAUAUUCAACAUAGUCAACACUAAGCUUAUAUUGAGUUUUCUGUUACUGAAAAGGAUAAGGAAAAGAUGAAGCCCCUGGACUGAAGUUAUUCAAAAAGCAAUAAUAAUGAUAAUAAUAAUAGUAAAUAUCAAAUUUUGUUACAUCAAUUCUCUGUAUAUCCAUUUACUUGUCAUUUUCUGUAGGUAAGGUGGAAAUAUGAAUUACAAUGGUGAAAGUUAUUAUUUUAUUUGUAUGUCAAAUAAAAAAAGGAUAGUCUAAGGACAUGCAUACUCUACCAUUAUCCCAAUGAUGUUUUUUUUUUUUUUUUAUCUUGAUUUUUUGUUCUUUUAAUGACACUGUUUGUAUGAUCAUUAUUCAGUAUUUUAAUAAUAAAACAAUCUUAUACA